This is a messenger RNA of Rhopilema esculentum, 1575 nucleotides long. Its product is annotated as 26S proteasome regulatory subunit 4. NCBI's taxonomy places the organism in Eukaryota, Metazoa, Cnidaria, Scyphozoa, Rhizostomeae, Rhizostomatidae. Gene Ontology annotation, molecular function: ATP hydrolysis activity; ATP binding. The record is from RefSeq and is a predicted model, not a curated record.
GAUACAUGAAGUACCUUUUCAGUAUAUGGCAUUUCAUAAAUUUUGUAGGCCUAAGUCAAAGAAGAAAGACAAAGACGAACACUUGAAUAGAGGACGAAAUGGGUCAAAAUCAAUCAGGAGGAAAUUCAGGACGGGAUGAUGGAAAGAAGGAUGACAAGGAAAAAAAGAGAAAGUAUGAGCCACCAAUUCCAACAAGAAUCGGGAAAAGAGGAAGGAAAAAUAAGGGUCCAGACACUGCUAAUAAAUUACCCCAAGUAACUCCAAGUAGGAAUUGCAGAUUAAAGCUUCUAAAGUUAGAAAGGAUAAAAGAUUAUCUCCUCAUGGAGGAAGAAUUUAUUCAGAAUCAAGAAAGACUGAAGCCUCAAGAAGAAAAGCAAGAGGAAGAGAGAAGCAAAGUAGAUGACCUCCGUGGAACUCCAAUGUCAGUUGGCAAUUUGGAAGAAGUGAUCAAUGAAAACCAUGCCAUUGUUUCCACAUCAGUUGGCUCAGAGCACUAUGUUAGCAUCCUUUCAUUUGUUGACAAAGAUCUUUUGGAACCAGGAUGCUCAGUCCUACUCAAUCACAAGGUUCAUGCUGUUGUUGGUGUUCUUGGUGAUGACACAGAUCCUAUGGUUUCAGUGAUGAAGCUAGAAAAAGCACCACAAGAGUCUUAUGCUGACAUUGGAGGCCUUGAACAACAGAUUCAGGAAAUAAAGGAAUCAGUUGAACUACCUUUGACUCACCCUGAGUUAUAUGAAGAAAUGGGAAUAAAGCCCCCCAAAGGAGUUAUUCUUUAUGGGGUUCCUGGUACAGGUAAAACAUUGUUAGCAAAGGCUGUAGCCAACCAAACAUCGGCCACAUUUUUAAGAGUUGUUGGCUCAGAAUUGAUUCAAAAAUAUCUUGGUGAUGGGCCUAAACUAGUUAGAGAAUUAUUCAGAGUUGCAGAAGAGCAUGCACCAUCGAUUGUUUUUAUUGACGAAAUUGAUGCUGUUGGAACUAAAAGGUAUGAAUCAAAUUCUGGAGGAGAGAGGGAAAUCCAACGAACUAUGUUAGAACUUCUUAAUCAGCUAGAUGGUUUUGAUUCACGAGGCGAUGUUAAAGUUAUAAUGGCAACAAACAGGAUUGAUUCUCUAGAUCCUGCUCUCAUUCGACCCGGUCGUAUUGACAGAAAAAUAGAGUUUCCACUACCGGAUGAGAAAACGAAACGCAGGAUUUUCCAGAUCCACACCGGACGCAUGACACUAGCUGAUGACGUUGAUCUUGAGGAGUACAUCAUGACCAAAGAGGACCUUUCUGGAGCAGAUGUUAAGGCCAUCUGCACCGAGGCUGGGUUACUUGCCCUUCGUGAACGUCGUAUGAAAGUGACUCAUAGUGAUUUCGGAAAAGCGAAGGAGAAUGUACUUUAUCGCAAGAAUGAAGGAACGCCAGAAGGACUUUACCUUUGAGCAAGAGGAUUUGGAAAAGACAUUACCUAAAAAAUUUCAAUUCUUUCUGUCUUUGACAUAAUUCGUAAACGUAGACAGUCGAAGUUUAAAGUCACCUUGUUGUCAGUAAUCUUAGGAGAGUUAGUCAUAUGACUUUGUUCUAUUCGUUGAA